GAAUGCACUCAGAGAAUCCAGAUCCGGUCAGUAUAAAAGGUCUGGUUCCGCAGUGGGGGAGCCACAUCCUGGAAGAGUGGCCGAGGACAGCUCCCCUCCUGCCAGAGAUAGGCAGGCGCCGAGGUAGCGGCAUGGCCCCCUCAGAAGACCCCAGGGACUGGAGAGCCAGCCUGAAAGGCACCAUCCGUGAGACGAGCCUGGAGACCAGCUCUGGUGGGAAGUUGGCCAGGCAUCAGAAGACUGUCCCCACAGCUCACCUGACUUUUGUUAUUGACUGUGCCCACGGGAAGCAGCUCUCCCUGGCAGCAACCCCAUCACCACCCCAAGCCCCCAGUCCCAAUCGAGGGCUUGUCUCCCCACCAAUGAAGACCUACAUCGUGUUCUGUGGGGAAAACUGGCCCCAUCUGACUCGGGUGACCCCCACGGGUGGGGGAUGCCUUGCCCAAGCCAGGGCCACCCUGCCGCCCUGCAGAGGGACUACGGCCUCAGCUUCCUUCCCGGUCAGUCCGCUCUGUCCCCAGGAGGUUCCCGAGGCUAAGGGGAGACACUUGAAGGCUAUGCCUGUGAGGUCUUCAACUUGGGGAACAGUCAAGGACUCGCUGAAAGCCCUCUCCUCUUGUGUCUGUGGGCAGGCCGAUUAGCUGGAAGGGCCAGGCUCCUACGCCCAGAGGCUGCAGUUCCCAAGGCCUGGCCCUGCCUCCCCAGCUAAGCAGGAGUCUUUCAUGCCUGAACCAAGGAAAGAUCAUUAGAUCCAAUAAGGGACCUCUGAAACAGCCAUCGAGUGGCAGAGGCAGGAUAAGGCACCUGCAUAUGCAGAGACUCACUCAUUCAUACAGCAAAUAUUACUGGAGGACCUUCUAUGAGCCAGGCCCUGCUAAGUGCUGGGGAGAUACCAUGGUUUUCUUGGAGCUGGUAUUUUUGGGGUGGAGGGAAUCCACCCCAAAUAAAUAAAGUAACCAAAUAAAUAAAGAAGAUGAUUUUGAACAGUGA
Sapajus apella (tufted capuchin) is the source of this 990-nucleotide messenger RNA. It is a transcript of the gene SRARP, whose product is annotated as steroid receptor associated and regulated protein. Gene Ontology annotation, molecular function: nuclear estrogen receptor binding. The transcript is spliced from 2 exons. Gene Ontology annotation, biological process: positive regulation of intracellular estrogen receptor signaling pathway. The record is from RefSeq and is a predicted model, not a curated record. Bases 3 to 641 code for a protein of 212 amino acids. Lineage: Eukaryota; Metazoa; Chordata; Mammalia; Primates; Cebidae. Gene Ontology annotation, cellular component: nucleus; cytoplasm.